Ipomoea nil (Japanese morning glory) is the source of this 1201-nucleotide messenger RNA. Its product is annotated as GDSL esterase/lipase LIP-4-like. The record is from RefSeq and is a predicted model, not a curated record. Gene Ontology annotation, molecular function: hydrolase activity, acting on ester bonds. Lineage: Eukaryota; Viridiplantae; Streptophyta; Magnoliopsida; Solanales; Convolvulaceae. The transcript is spliced from 5 exons. Bases 57 to 1010 code for a protein of 317 amino acids.
CAUACAAUCCGGCCUCUUUCUUCUACAUCUCCUCUCUCUCUCUCUCUCUCCUAGCUAUGUUCGUGUUCGCUACUUGCUGCAUAGCAGCAAUUCUGGGUAAUGGCUCUCCGGCUUUAGCCGGAGAGGAAUGUUUUAAAACCCCGGUGAUCUUUAACUUUGGGGACUCUAAUUCUGACACCGGUGGUUAUGUCGCCGGCCAGCUUUAUAGGUCUCCCAUUCGCUUUGCAUUUUUCGGCGAUUUCUUUUCUAACCGUUGGUGCGACGGACGUUUGAUGAUCGAUUUCCUUGGUGAGAGUCUGAAGUCGCACUACUUGUCUCCAUAUCUAGAAACUCUCACUUCAAGCUUUCAAAAUGGAGUGAACUUUGCUGUAGCAGGCGCCAAGACACUCCAGAAAGAUAAUAAUCUUUUUACUUUGAGCACUCGGGGGCUUCAGUUCAGACGUUUUCACGCCUUCUCCCUGAAUUUGCACUCUAAAGGAACCAAGGGCACUUUUGGGGAUAUGGAUUUUAAAAAGGCCAUGUACAUGAUUGACAUCGGCCAAAAUGAUAUUUCCGAAGCCUUUUUGAAGGAGCACUUCUCAAAGCCUCAAGUGAUAUCAAAUAUUUCAUCAUUCAUAUUUCAAAUCAAAAGUGCUAUAAACGUCAUAUACAGUGCUGGAGGGAGAAACUUUUGGGUCCACAACACUGGGCCAAUGGGUUGUCUCCCUUACGUGCUUACAAAACUGGGAGGAGGAGUGGGUGCCGAGUUUGAUGAGAUUGGUUGCCUCAAGUCUCAAAAUGAAGUUGCCCAGGAGUUUAAUACCAAACUCCGGGAACUUUGUAAAGAGUUGAGGCAUGAGCUGAAGGAUUCUCAUGUACAUGAUAAGUACUCUCUCAUUUCCAACUAUCGCCUUUACGGUUUCGAGAGCCCAUUGAUGGCAUGUUGUGGGGGUGGUGGCGCACCCUACAAUGCCAAAAUAUGGUGUGGGCAGGGUACCGUGUGCGAUAAAGGGCAGAGAUUUAUCAGCUAGGAUGGAGUGCACUACACAGACAACGCAAAUGCUGUGUUUGCGGCACAAAUUGCAUCAACUAAGUACUCAACUCCCCCACUGAAAUUUAACUACUUUUGCACCUAAUGAUGAUACCUCAAUUUGUUCUUGUGUUACGUUUUAUUAAGUCUCUUUUGGUGUAAUUUUAUAUAUUUUCUGUUAUAUAUUUAUUG